Molecule: messenger RNA, 438 nt
Organism: Benincasa hispida (wax gourd)
Lineage: Eukaryota; Viridiplantae; Streptophyta; Magnoliopsida; Cucurbitales; Cucurbitaceae
Source: RefSeq, a predicted model, not a curated record
AUGGAAGAUGAAAGUGAUUUCAGAUACCCCAAUGCUGAAGGAUUCUUGGCGCUGUACAGAGGGAAACAAUACCAUCUCUUUGAUUGGCGUGGAGCAGGAAAUGCACCGACAACUGGAAGAGAAUUUUUCAAUAUGAAACAUUCUUCAGCAAGGAACGUUAUCGAGCGAGCAUUUGGGUUGCUAAAGGGGCGGUGGGCUAUUCUUAGGGCAAAAUUAUUCUACCCAAUACAAGUCCAAUGUCGAAUAAUAACUGCAUGUUGCCUUAUUCAUAACUUGAUCACAAGGGAGAUGGGAAUCGAUGCAAUGCUUGACGUGCCCGAUGAGGAGAAUUCAACAUCAGUUGGUCUUGAUGGGGAUCAUAUUGAAUUUGUUGAAUCAUCAAAUGAAUGGACCAAGUUCAGGGAUGACUUGGCAGUCGAAAUGUUUAUUCAAUGGUAG